This is a messenger RNA of Raphanus sativus (radish), 836 nucleotides long. RefSeq lists its product as uncharacterized. Bases 132 to 704 code for a protein of 190 amino acids. NCBI's taxonomy places the organism in Eukaryota, Viridiplantae, Streptophyta, Magnoliopsida, Brassicales, Brassicaceae. The record is from RefSeq and is a predicted model, not a curated record. The transcript is spliced from 2 exons.
CCCAAACUUGCUUGAUGAGUUUGGCAAUACGAGACUGAGCUGUCAAAAUUUUCUAUUUGCAGAUCUUCUGAAACAAAUCCAAUUUGAAUUCAAAAUCGCUCCCCCCACCGUUCCGGUGUAUUUUACGGCGGAUGGUCCCAGCAACUCCGUCGAAGAUCACUGCGAUGGAAGGAGACAAAGAUUGGGAUCUUUGCAACAAGGAAGGGUUCGUUUUCAAGCGAGUGAAGCGAAGCCGUAUCUCCGGAGGCUCCGGAGAAGCAUCCAAACCGGUGGAACCGGAGUUGGAUCCGGCGGUAAAGGAGAGGAAUCGAAGGAUGCGGAAGAAGAGAACGCUGGUGAAGCUCAAAAGAAAGUACCAGAGUGAGAUGGAGCAGUGGGAGAUUUUGUCGAACAGCUUCAGUGCUAUGCAGGAGAAGGCCGUUCGAUUUGAAACGGCGGAGCGAGAAGAGAGGUUAAACGCGACCGAAACGACGUCGUCUUCGGAACAUGGCGGGGAAGAUGCUACCAAUACGGUGUCGUCUAUGCUCGACGAGCUUCUUUCUAUGGCAGAAGGACAAGAAGCGAUCAUCAACGAUGUCUCAGAUCUCUGCGAAGUAGCUGAAAAGAUAUGUAGAAUUGAACAUGAAGAAGAAGAAGAGUCAUUGUUUGAUCUUGCCGUUUGGUGCUCACCAAGGAGUCUUAUGGCGUCCCUUUGUGCUGAUUAAGAACCUCCUGCUCUGUACAUUCUUGUCUUGUUUUCGAGUUGUAGCAUAUAUGUCUGUCUUGUCUUUUGUUUUUUGUUUUUCUCAAAAUGUGAAACACCACAACAGCUGGAAUAACUUAAAAAUUCACACCAA